Messenger RNA from Lottia gigantea (owl limpet), 4287 nucleotides. RefSeq lists its product as hypothetical. Gene Ontology annotation, molecular function: DNA polymerase binding. The record is from RefSeq and is a predicted model, not a curated record. The transcript has 39 exons. The coding region runs from base 1 to 4287 and encodes 1428 amino acids. Gene Ontology annotation, biological process: double-strand break repair involved in meiotic recombination; homologous chromosome pairing at meiosis; mitotic intra-S DNA damage checkpoint signaling. Lineage: Eukaryota; Metazoa; Mollusca; Gastropoda; Lottiidae. Gene Ontology annotation, cellular component: nucleus; condensed chromosome.
AUGUUGUUAACAAAGGCAAACUUGUUCUGGAUAGGUAUUUUGAUUCUUAAAACUCAUGUCCAACAAAUUCAUUCAAUACUACAAAUAAGCAUUAAUCUAAGACAUUUUAAUUCUGUUUUGUUCAAUUUAGUUUCGAGUACAAAGAAGAGAAAGGUACGAGAUAACAACUACAAUGAAAAAUCAGUAUUUACUGAGCUUGUUAGUACUUGUGGUAUCAUACUGAAAGAUGGAUCAGCCAAUAAUGAAAUAAGUAUUGAUCAGGCCAUGUUUCAAAAGAAUCUAGUUGUUGCAAUGAAAGCACAUGAAACAUAUCCAGAAACUGUAAAUGAAUUGUUAGAAGGUUUACAGAAUUAUAUGUCAGAAGAUAAGAGGUUUCAUAAGGUAUUGAUGCCAACUAUAACAAGUACUGAUUGUGAUAAUGCUCGAGCUUCUAUACAAGAUAGCGUAGUUCGUAUAUUGAUGGGUGUGGACAUGCUACAGAAUGAUGUUAUGAAUAUGCUAUUAGAGAAAUUACCAGAAUUCAUUGGUGAUGCUGAGUACAAUGGUGAGAAAUUAUUUGUACCUCAUCUAUUACUGAGCCAGUUUCGAUGGUUAGAUCGUAUUAUAGAUUGUAAGAAAUUGAGUAAGAAGUUGAUAGAAAUGAUAAGUAUAACAUCAUUAGAUAUACAGAGAGAAAUAAUAACAUGUUUACCAGAAAUAAUAGAAGAUUCAGAACAUGCAACAGUAGCUAACACCUUGAGAGAUGUAUUAUUAGAAGGGAAUCAGUUAACAGUAGCUGUAUUAGAUGCAUUAUCAAAUUUAAAUCUGACAUCAGAGUUACUUCUUGAAGUAAGAGGAUCAGUUAUACAAACAUUAAAAUCUGUAGAAUUAGAAGAUUUACCAGUUGUUAUUAAGUUUCUCUUACAAACUGUAACUAAUCAAGAUUCCUUAGAGGUGAGGCAAUUUAUUGGAAAUAUUUCUGAUCUAAAUAUUGAUAUAUUAUAUAUCUCUUUUUAUCUUUUCCAGGCUUCAUUACAAUAUAUGUCAAGAACCAGUGAAAAAGAUUGUGAAACUCUUACAUUAGAUGCCAUCAAAUCAGGAAUUCAUUUUCAAAGGACUGUAGCUGAAGCAUUUAUAAAGGCUAUAGACAAUGUUAAAGCAGCAGGAGAACAGAAAGUAUUAGAUUUAUUUGUAUUAUUAAUAUUAUAUAAUACCAGUAGAAAGAAAACAGUAGAAAGUUUAUUUAGAAAUAAAAUUAGAUCUGGAUGUUUCUCUGAGAAUUUCUUACAGUCUUCAUUUUCAUCUUAUUCUCAAAUUUUGCGAGAUUAUUUUACCAGUAUACUAUCAUUAUGUGAAGUAUUAUUAAGAUCACCAGAACCAGUUGUUAGUUACUUUGCAUGUUCACUGUAUAAACAUUGUUUUCUCUAUUUUGAUUCCUUCUGUAAACAGGAAAUUGUUAGUAGUUUGGUAACACAUAUUGGAAGUGGUUUAGAUAGUGAAAUGGAUUCCUCACUACAUAUAUUGGUUGAUUUAGUAGAAAAUAAUCUGAAAGCUAUGGUACCAUUUGCUAUAUUUGUCAAGGGUGUUUUAGAUUAUUUAGAUAAUCUAUCAGUAUGUCAGAUAAGACAGUUAUAUUCUAUGUUAAGUCGUUUAGCUUUUUAUGAUACUGAUGAAGGUGGCAUGAUACAGGAUGAUUUACAUAUUAUAAUAAGAAAACAGCUAUCUAGUAGCAAUCCAAAGUAUAAACGUAUGGGUGUUAUUGGUGCUAUUAUGAUUGUUAAAAGUAUGGCUGUAUCAAAAAAUGAUACGGAAGAAUUAGAAGAUGAUAUAUUUAGACAAGUUAUAAGUUUAUUACAGCUAGUAAGAAAUAGUUGUUCUAAUAAUCCUCAAUCAUCAGCUUUAUUUAUGGAUGAAUUGUCUUCUGUUAUUAAUAAAGGUCGACUAGCAACCAAUAUAGAGAAUUGGAUAUCAGAAAAUGUUACUAGUGACUUUCAAGAUGAUUUUGUUGUUGAUAUUGAAGAAGGAAAAGAUUGGUUAGUACCGCUGGAGUUAAGUUUUGGUUUGAAUGAUGAAGAAGAGAGUGCUAUAGCCAUUGAUUUAUUACCAUUAAUAAUACAUACUAGUGACCGUAAAAAAUCUACACUACCAAAACAACCUAGAUCACCACAACCUUUAUGUCUAUCACCACAUUUUCGUUUAGUUCAGAUAUGUGAAUAUAAACAGCAAGAUGGUAAUUUAGAAGGAAUAGAUGCCUUAAUAGGUUGUCCAAUAUAUACUGUGAAGAGAGAUGUCAUAGAUAAAAUCUCCUCAUUAUCACAGAAAGAAAAGGAAAUUAUUUGUACUACAUUAUUUUAUGAAAUUAAUUGGUUUAUUGAGAUGGUGAAUGGUUUCGCAACUCAAACUGAUGCUGAAAUGAAAGGAAAAGUGAUCUGUAGAUUGAUAAAUAUUACUGAUAGUCAAAGAUUAUUAGAGAAAUGUUUAGCUGAAACAACAAACUAUAUUCCACCUUUGGCUAAUUUUGAUUUGGAAGAUAAACCACAGAAUACCUCAACAGCAUCAACAUUUAAGGAGAGUAAAAAAUCUACUAAAAAACAGGGCAAGAAGUUAAAAGGUGAUAAAGUUAAUCUAGAUGAUUCAGAUGAAACAAGUAGAGGCUCAACUCAAAGUGAAAAAUCUCAGGUAAAAGAUAACAAAGAAAACAAGAAUAAAGCAGUUGUAUCAUUGUCAUCUUACACAAAAUAUUUUAGAGAAUUAGAUAUCCAUGUUUUUACCAUGUUAACAACUAGUUUAAUUACUAAAUCAGCUCUAGAUUCUCAACAAAAUACAAAGUUAACAGAAGAGUUAAAAUUACAACCAGCACAGUUGAAUUUUUUAUUAGAAGAUUUAGUACAGAAAUUAUCACACUCAUUAUUAUCUACAACCAAUAAACGACGUACAUUUCUCAAAACUAAAGUUGAUAAAAAUAUUGGAUAUUCUCACCUAGAUCAACUAUCAUCUAAUGAAAUAAUAGCAAAUAUAAUAUCAUUAUUACCAUCAUUAUGUGAUCAUUUGGAGAAGAUUAGUUCAUAUUUCCAGAAAGAGGUAGAAGACAAUGAUGGAGUGAUAGAUAGUAUUAAUAUGUCAACAGAUGAAUCAAAAUACAUGAUGUGUAUAUUUAAACAUUUAUUACAAUGUUUUUUAUCUGUAUUUAGUUGGAAUGGAUUUUUAAUGCAUUGUAAUAAUGAUAUAUUAAAACAGAGUUUACAAGUUUUAAUUAGUAGAAUAAAGACGGGUGAUUCGACUCGAACUCAGUCUACAUUUCAAGAAUUGAUUAGGGGAAGCUUCAAGUAUCUACAGAAUUUCUCAAAUACUAUAUUAAAUUUAGAAAGCGGUGUUUUAUUAAUUAAAGUAUUAAUAGUCAUUGCUAAGAAAUAUGAAAAUACAGAGUUACAACAAAAAAUAGCUACUCUAGCCUGUGAUUUAUUAAAAAGAGAAUGGAGAACAGUGGAUGGGGAAAGAGAGAAAGGACAGAAACAUAAUGAAUUAUUACAAAUAGUUAUCAGAACAUACAUAGUACAUUCAGAGGAGCAGUUAUCAGCCAUAGAAACAUUAACAACUAAAGGUAUACCAGAGUUAAUAGAUGCAGAUAAAAAUGGUUCUUCUAAUACUUUUCCAUCAUUAACAAGGAAUUCGUUUGCAGUAUAUUUUCGUGUAAUUUUUAAUCAGUUAAUAGAUAGUAUCAAGUCUAUUAGUCCUUAUAAACAAACAGAUACUAAACAGAGUAAAAUGGAUAAAUUGAUACAGUGGAAUAUGGCUGUUAGAAUACAUCAUGUUUUAGUCAAUUUAUUAAAAGUAUUUGAUGGUCGUGCUAUUCUAGGUACAGUAUUGAAAUAUGGACGCCAGUUUGUUGAAGUUUUCUAUAGACAAGCUAUGCCAUUAUUAGAUAGUAUGUUUAGAUUCCAUAGAGAAGAUGUUCAAAGUAUAUUAAAGACAUUUCAACUUAGUACAAGAACAUUACAUCAUUUAUGUGGGCAUACAAAGAUCAUUAAAGAUAUUUCUUUAACCAAUCAAGUACCAUUGUUAAAGAAAGCCUUAGAAGCCUUUGUAUACAGAGUUAUGUUAAUGUUAACAGUCAAUAAAUGUCCUGAAGCUUUCUGGAUGGGAAAUUUGAAAAAUCGAGAUUUACAAGGAUGUGAAAUAUUAUCACAAGUAUCAGAACAUAGUUCAGCCAGUGAUGGUGGUGGUCAAGGGAAGGGAAGUGAUGAAGAAGCAGAUGAUGUUCCUGAUGAAGAUGAUGAUGAAAGUGAAGUGGUCAGUAUUCCUUUCUGA